AUGGUUCCGAUUAACGUCGAAUAUGACAGACCUCCACUAGGUUACGAUCUUCCCCGAGCAAUUGUGAUUACCGUCGAUAACUUUCCGGUGGCAGAAGUUGUUUCUCAGGUUCCUUUCUCUGAAACUCUCUCUUUACCGAUUGUGCAGCCUCUCUUACCAUCGCACCACCACCACACUGUGAAAGAGCUUAGAGCAUUAAGCUCCGAAUCUAGGGUUUCGAAUGAUGGUGAGAAAGGGAAUUUUGAUUUUAACGAGUUGAACCAACAAGGUUGUGGUUCAGUUGAGUCUGUGUUGAGUUUAGAGUAUGCAUCGACUCAUGUUUCUUCUUUGAAAGAUGAGGAUUGCGAUGCUAAACGUGUUCCUGCUGUUCCUUUCGAUGUGGACUUUGAUGAUGAUGAUGACGAUGGUUUGCGUGAUAAAUUUGAUGGAGAUUUUAACAAUAAUGCUAAUUUAACAUUUCCUCCAAACCACAUGCCUCCACCACUUCUUUCUAAGGUCAAACAGUCUUCUCUGAUAGCUAUUUCAAGAGGAAAAAAAUCAAUCGGUUAG
Messenger RNA from Vicia faba (fava bean), 549 nucleotides. NCBI's taxonomy places the organism in Eukaryota, Viridiplantae, Streptophyta, Magnoliopsida, Fabales, Fabaceae. The record is from the annotation of a GenBank genome assembly.